AUGGCUAGACAAGUAACCAUUUUUCUAUGUCUUUUGAUUGUUGUCAUGGAUGUCACAGCUGGAAUUCUUGGAAUUGAGGCUGAAAUUGCUCAAAACAAGGUUAAACACUUGAGACUGUGGAUAUUUGAGUGUAGAGAUCCAAGCCAUAAGGCUUUCAUGCUUGGGUUAGGUGCAGCAAUACUUUUGUCUCUAGCCCAUGUUAUAGCCAAUUUGCUAGGUGGUUGCAAUUGUUUUUGUUCUCAAGAGCUUCAAAAGAAUUCUCCCAAUAGACAACUCUCAAUGGCUUGCCUCAUUUUAACAUGGAUUGUUUUGGCUGUUGGAUUGAGCAUGCUUGUGAUAGGGACUGCAACAAACAACAAAUCAAGGGGUUCUUGUGGUUUCACACACCAUCAUUUCCUAUCAAUUGGUGGAAUUUUGUGUUUUGUUCAUGGCUUAUUCUGUGUUGCUUAUUACGUUUCUGCCACUGCCUCUUAA
Messenger RNA from Vicia faba (fava bean), 474 nucleotides. NCBI's taxonomy places the organism in Eukaryota, Viridiplantae, Streptophyta, Magnoliopsida, Fabales, Fabaceae. The record is from the annotation of a GenBank genome assembly.